AUGGAGGUCUUCGCCGAGUCGCCGGAGGUGUGGAUAGCUUUGCUCGCUGCACGCAGUGUGCCGCGGCCGGGGCCCGAGUUUCGACGUCGCACGCGUCUGCCAUGCGUCUACCAUGGAAGAUACCUGGAGUUCGCAAGCCUCGAAGACCUGACAGGCGUGGACAUCGAGGCGGAGCCCUGGAGCGCUUUGUCCAGCCCCGGGCCCCGGCUGCUGGCGCUGGACUCCCCUCGCCCGGACUUCUCGAAGAUCGCCCUGACGCCGCAGAACUGGAGUCAGAAGGCACCUGGCCGAACCUCUCGCCAGACGCGGCUCCGGCCCGGCCGCAAAAGCUCGGAGGGCAGCCGAGGUGACGUGUCCCUGUGCGUGCGGCUGAAGCCAGGGUGCGAGGAGGAGAUCGCCUAUGUGGAGGGCGACAAAGUGCGGCUGAAGCCAUCAGAAAAGGGCCUCCUGAGCUUUUUGGGGGACGAUGCGGGGGCUUCCCGCGGCGCAGGCAAGGCAGACUUUGCCGAUUGGCAUGUGUGCUGCGACCACACCUUUGGAACCACCAGUCACCAAGAGGAGAUCUUCGAGACCGCGGUGGCGCCCAUCGUGGACGCGGUGGCCAACGGCUACAACGGGGCGGUGAUCGCCUAUGGCCAGACCGGGGCCGGGAAGACCUAUACCAUGAUCGGGCCCAAGGGCCCCUGCCGCGGCGUGGCGCCCCGCGCCGUGGCCGGCAUCUUUGCGGGCCUCCGCAAAGCUUCCUGGCGCAUCGAGGUCUCCGUGCUGGAGGUCUACAACGAGAAGGUGCGAGAUUUGCUGGCGCCGGGGAGCACUAUCAGCACCGUGGAGGUGCACGAGGUGCGCGAGAGGGAAGGCCUUCUGAGUUUCCGGUGCCCUGAUGCCAUCACCUGGUCGGCGAAGACUCCGGAGGAGGCCAUGGCGGCUCUCACGGAGGGCUGUCGAAGGCGCGAGGUGGCGCGCACAGAUAUGCCGCAGCCCCACGCGCGCUCCGUGGCGCCGCGGGCGUGCUACUUCGCGGUGCCCACGGGAUUGGUGGCGCUGCUGAUUUCCUACUCGGAGGCCUGGAUCGACCCGGACUUCCGGGAGAAUUCCGGGAUCGCGGAGGCGCAGCACAGCCAGCUAUGGCAGGCAGCCACGGGGGUGCUUUUCUCCUUGCUGAUCUUCAGGAUCAACAGGGCCAUGGCGCGCUUCUGGGAGGGCACGGGGCUCCUGCACCAGAUGCGCGGCGAGUGGUUCGACUCCGUGAGCUGCUGCGUCACUUUCAGCCGCGCAGGCAUGAGAGCGAAGCGUGAUGAGACCUUAGCCUUUCGCCACACGAUCGUGCGCUUGAUGAGCUUGUGCCACGGCAGCGCGCUCAAAGAGAUCGGCGGAGUGGACGCCAACGACUGCGAAACCAUCGACCCACAGGGGCUGGACAAUCCGACGCUGCUCCACUUGCAGACUUGCUCUGGCCAUGGCUUCAAUCGGGUAGAAGUGAUGCUGCAUCUCAUCCAGUCGCUGAUCACGCAGAGCUGCGACGAUGGUGUGAUCUGCGUCCCGGCGCCCAUCAUCUCCCGAGUGUAUCAGACGCUGUCACGAGGCUUCGUGAACCUCUUGAACGCGAAGAAGAUCGCAGACACACGCUUUCCUUUCCCCUUUGCGCAGCUGAUAUCGCUAUUGCUCUUCCUGAAUAUCGUGCUGACACCAGUUCUGAUCACUAGCGUUUUCACCAAGCCUGUGUGGUGCGUGGUCUUCUCCUUCCUGCCGGUCUUUGGCAUGUCGUGCCUGAACUUCAUCGGCGUAGAGCUGGAGAAUCCCUUCGGGCAGGAUGACAAUGACCUGCCCCUGGAUCAUUUCCAGGAUGAGAUGAAUAACUGUCUCUUGAUGCUCCUCCAUGACAGUGCCGACCUCCUACCGGACGUGGACUCCACUCGCUGCAUGGUGGAUGUGGAUGAGAUUCGCAGCAUCAUGAUGCCUCACCAUGACCAGGAGGCAAGCCCAUCCAAAGCCGCGCAUCGCCCGGUUCGGAAAACUCUGGCGGGCGCUUCUCCCGCGGCGUCUCCGGUCGAGCCAGAGGACGACUCCUCCCUGCAGGAGGGCGGCUUCCUGGGCGCGGUGCCACCUCUGCCCCGGAUCCAUGGCUCGGAGUCCGGCGCCAAGGACACAUUGGCCGUGCCCUCCCCAUCCGCGAAUCUGGCGAACGCGCCGCGGGUGACGCGAAUCGGCUCGGACCAGUCACUCAGCUUGAGCGCCAAGGAGAAGGCUGAGGUGAAGAGCGAGGGAAAGCUGAAGACGGAAGAGCAGCUAAAGACCGAGGCAAUGCUUCAAGGCCUUGAGAGGAUGGUGGGCAACCUCCAGAGCAUCAAAACCGCGGUGGAAGAGCAAGCCAAGAAGGUCACGGAGAGUAGCCAAGCCAUGACGGAGUUCUGCGUGCACCUGGAUAGCAUGCUGCAUUCCAACCACAAGCCCGGCGAACGUGUUCGGCCUUCUGUGCGUCGGAAGAACUGGGAAUGCUCCAUGAUGAGAUGCAUGUGA
Effrenium voratum is the source of this 2517-nucleotide messenger RNA. The record is from the annotation of a GenBank genome assembly. Lineage: Eukaryota; Dinophyceae; Suessiales; Symbiodiniaceae.